AUGGCGGACGCUUCCUCCGUUGAAUCCCUUGAGGCACUCCAGGGCCUCUUCGACUCGAUGCAAGUGCCGGCCCCGCUCAGCAACGCGGUCCAAGAGCUGGGGAUCUUGUCUAUCCCCGAUUUUGCCUUUGCCUAUUCCAGCAUUGCUGAGCUGGACGUGUUAUGCUCCGCUGAGCACCAACAGGUUUGGGAUGACAUGGAGGUGUCUGAUCCCCCGCAUAGCCCUGCAGUGGCCAGGCUCCGCCGAGCCCUUCAGCGUGCCAAAGCCAUCACAGAAGCCUCGGAUGCCGCAGCGCCGGCCGCGCCUGCUUCCAGCGCCGCACCCACCCAGCUCAACGCUUGGGCUGAACAUGCGCCGCCGCGCCUGGACUCUACCAGCAUCGCACAGCUCGUCAAGGACUUUCAUCGCAACUAUCCGGGGGAACACCUUGACGGUGAUGCAAUGCCAAGCGUUCGCCUCUUGAGCAUCGUUCACCGCUGGUUCUGCCCAGGAAACAGCAUCAGCUGGGUUCCCUGGCAGCUCCGCCUUUCCGAACGGCAAUACCAGGAAAUCAUAGAAAGCCGCACAACGCGCACGCUUCGCUCCGAAGCCGCCUUCCUCAGCACGGCCCUUUUUGAUGAUACUCCGGAGAUGCCAGUGGACCAUCUCCGCUUGAGCCCAGCAUGGCUUGGACGCAUCCAGGCCAUCUUUCGCAACGCCAUCGCACUGUGCAAAGGAGCGCACUUGCAGCGCCUGAAAGCCUACGACAAGAAGAUCUUGGAUUGGGCCACACAGACGCCAUCUGAUGCAUCGCUGCGCACAGUCACCACCAGUGAACUGGUCUCUGCAGAUAGGAAGCUGUGGCGAGAAAUUUCCUCGCUCUGCGCAACGGGCUGGAUCCUUGACGACGCACUGCACGAGAUGACGCAUGUCAGAUCCGACAUCGGCAACCUAUUGCAAUUCCGAGCUCGGCCGCCGGCACCUCCGCCACGCCCGCCACCCCGCAUUACCGACCCCCAGAAGGGCAAGACAGGCAAAGGCAAAGGCAAAGGCAAGGACAAGACCGGCAUGCCGUCGAACACUGGAAAGCGAAAGCUCAGCACUGCGGAUGGCGCCGCCAGUGUCAAGGAUAGCGACCUCAUCAAACAGCAUGGCAACAAGACGUUCUGCAUUCGCUUCAACAAGGGUGUUUGCAAGAACCAGCAAUGCAAGUAUUUGCACGCAUGCGCUUUCCGCAUGCCCAAUGGCGAGCCAUGCGGCAAGAACCACCCCGCAUGCAAGCACCGCAACCCGCAAGAGCCGCCCUCCUCCGCCUUCAUCCAGCCCUACUCCAAGGCGAGAAUCCUCAUCGCCCAGUGGAUCCAGCUCGUCAUCUCGGUCUUCACUUGCGGGCUCCUGGGUGCCCUACUGCUUGAGGUCACGUUGGCCUCGCUCAGUCCAGCCUCGCAUCGCGUUGCACAAUCCCUUGUGCGCGCCGCGCGUUUGCAAGGUGCUCAGGAACUGGCGGUUCACUGCGUGCACGCAUCCUUGCCAAAGGACGACAGCUCCGUCAUCUUCUGUUGCACGGUUUUGCACUGCUUAGCCAGAGCCAUCCAAGAUAAGGAUGCAGAUCUGCCCCUCCUCCUGGAAGAGGGUGUAGGCAGCAUAAAAAUUCACACAAAGAAGGAUGUGCCACUGGUGCCACCUUCACGCAAGCAUCAGUGGGUGCGCCUCGCAGAUCCGCAUCGCUCAGAGAUACAUCUACGCCAAGAAAGUAAGUUCGUGCUCGCAUGGCUCAGCCUCUGCUUUGCACACGAGCAGCCGCGUUCGCUUCGCACUGCCCCACGCAUGCAUUGCUACAGUGCUGCGGACGCCUUCGCGGACACUGACAGAAUGGGCAUUGGAGGCUGGCUCGGCACCUCCACUGCCUUCGUUUGGUUUAGCGAGAUUUUCUCUGCCGAUGAGGUCAGAGCACAGUGGCCACAGCUUCACGGCUCGAUGCAACCUUACAUAGGCUGUUUUGAGACCUUGGCUCAGCUCGGCCUCGCCCAGUGCUCCUGGCAGGAGCUUCGCAGCAAGCACGUUCGCUUCGUGCUUCCCACGGCGUCAGACAACACAAGCGCCGAGAGCGGGCUCAACAAGCUCUUCAGCACUGCAGAGCCUUUAGGGACCUUCCUCCGCCUUGCAGCCACCUGGGCCCAUCUACAUCGAGUACAGUUCGAGGUGGAACAUCUCGCAGGCGAGAAAAACGUCUGGGCAGACAGGCUUAGCAAGAGGCCGUGUUGCCUUCCUGUCGCAUCGCUCAGCCGAGCGUGUGCGUGUCAGCCUCGCGCAGCUGGCAUCGGCAUCGCAUUGCGUCACACUGCAUGA
Molecule: messenger RNA, 2328 nt
Organism: Symbiodinium sp. CCMP2456
Lineage: Eukaryota; Dinophyceae; Suessiales; Symbiodiniaceae
Source: the annotation of a GenBank genome assembly